UUCCUCAUCCUUUCGUUCUGACUCACUAUGUGAUCCGUUCUUCUUCAUGCAUCAUCGUCUCCUCCUCCGAGACUAUCUACCCGAUUGUUACAUAUCUUGGUGACAACACUUUGAAUUUAUCGUUAUUUCAUUUGCUACCAUCCAAACCCCAACACACGAACCUGUUGCACACCCGUUACAUCUGUCUCCUCUAGCUGUCAAUGACUGCGUCGGAUCCCCCUGUCCCUUCAAAUUGGGACUUCGCUCCAGUGCAUGACCUACUGCGGUCGCCCAUCGAGGGCUGCACUGCGAGAACUAGUCGCCACAAUGAAUCUACAAUCCCCUCACUUGAUGAACAACAAGCCAAGGAUGAUCCCUGUUACACCACUAAUGGCAUGCUCAUGGAUCUUAUUUCUCAGCGGAGUAACCCGAAGCUUGGCGACUUUGGUUCUCUUUGGGAGCUUUUCAAUGGGGCCCCUGCUCCUGCGAGCGUCACACCAACUUUAGGGACCACAAAGACCACCAAGUCUGACAUAGAGAAGGCUCAGCCGUCGCUUGAAGAACUGCUUUCGAGCUCAGCAGAAAGACCCGCCAAAAAGGUCUCAUUCACUGGCGUCUUUGGCAUUGAAACAUCCGUUCCCAUUUCAUCCAACACCUCUCGCACUAUCAAUGAGCCAAAUCCUCGCGUCCUCAAGGACACCGCCACUGGCUAUACCCUCCAUUCUUCUUUUCGUCCCAAAGCACACACGACAAGUAUCCCUACCGAUUUUGAGGGUCAAUCAUUCACUAUCUUGAGGCGGGCUUCUGUUCAUGAGCCUUCUAAAUCGAGCGCCAAUGUGAAAUUUGGUAUUCCACGAACUCCCCCGGAGACGAUCGCUAGAGCCAGAGUUGGUGAUCCAAGUGAUACUCCAACGACGAAACCCAAGUCUCGGUCUCGUGGAAAAGAUUUCCGAGAGAACACGCGCAAUAACCCAGUCACUUCUGAAGAAAGUACUGGACUAGAGUCGGACACAAGCAUUGUGUUUGAUCAUCCCGUUUCUGAGAAACCUGUGGCCAUUGCAUUUGUCCCGUCUCAAGUCGGCAUAUCUGGAGCGAAGACUCACCGUUAUGAUACCCCACCGUCGUCAUUUGAUGAUAGUGACUGGAUACUGAAUGACGAUACUAUCCAAGAGCUUGCUUCUGGAGAUACCCAUGUGCGGUCUACCCUGCAUCUAUCGGCCGCGGAGCGAAGAGUCACCUUGAUGAGUAGACUCCUCGUCCAUUUUCCUGAUUACGCCAAAGUCGUGUCUCAAGUGGGACUGACUUUAGACCAUCGUCCCAGUGAGGGUAUUGGCCCACGUCCUAUUCAUGUCUUUGUUGACGUGUCGAAUAUCAUGGUCGGAUUUCAUGAUUCGGUGAAAGCCUCGCGAAAUAUCCCUCUCUCGGCUCGAAUUCGGCGUGUCCACAUGUCCUUCGCUAACCUUGCACUGAUCAUGGAACGCGGCCGUCAGACCGCCAAGAGAGUCUUGGUCGGCUCGGAUCGUCUUCCCUCUGUCGAUGAAGCCGAGAGACUCGGCUACGAAGCGAGUAUCCUCGAACGUGUGCACAAGGUGAAGGCUAUUGCACCCCGUCGUAACAUCAAGUCGCGAAAGAAUACUGUCUCCAGUUCCCAGGGUGGAUAUAGCGGUCCUGAAACGGUCGCCACCUCUGGAGAGCGAUGGGUUGAGCAGGGUGUGGACGAAAUUCUACACCUGAAGAUCCUGGAGAGCAUUUUGGAUACGAAACACCCGGCCACGAUUGUUCUGGCGACGGGGGAUGCGGCAGUAGCCGAGUUCUCCGGCGGUUUCAUGAAAAUGGUCGAGCGCGGACUACAGCGCGGUUGGAAUGUCGAGCUUGUCAGCUUUUCACAGGGAACUAGCUACGCAUACCGGAAGAAGGAGUUCCGGAUUCGGUGGGGAGACCAGUUCAAGCUGGUCGAGCUGGACCGGUACCUGGAGGAGCUCUUUGAGUAAAUGGUGACGCCUGACUCCUCUCAAAUGACAUUCACUUUGCCAUUUGAAUUUAAAUGAACCCCCAAGACACAUCUUUGUUAGCUAUAAUGAGUCAAA
Molecule: messenger RNA, 2066 nt
Organism: Penicillium samsonianum
Lineage: Eukaryota; Fungi; Ascomycota; Eurotiomycetes; Eurotiales; Aspergillaceae
Product: NYN domain-containing protein
Exons: 2
Coding region: 201-1970 (589 amino acids)
Biological process (GO): protein import into nucleus
Cellular component (GO): nucleus
Molecular function (GO): guanyl-nucleotide exchange factor activity; small GTPase binding
Source: RefSeq, a predicted model, not a curated record